UACUUGGUGGAAGAGAAGAAGCAGGUCUUGUUUACUGCCUGAAAUCUUUUGUGGCCCUGACUUCCAAUCAGAGGAUCACAGUUUCCGUGACGUCCACCGGAAAAGAGAGGACGCAAACGCAGCACGUAAAACAAAAUAGAUGCCACCACAAAUCAUAGAGAGAUCAGCGACAGAGGACGUCAAGUCGUCUGCGAACGUAGCCACCAGUGCUCCCAGGCGGAGUGGAGUCAUAUUUGUAAAAGACUGAAAAGCACAGACAACGACUCACCUAGACGGCCCUAGUUAGUUAGCUACAAGAUCAAAUCAGUUAACGUUAUUCCGUCAAUCCAAAAACAAGUCUCAAGAAAAAACGACGUUUCUCAGACUAAAGGUCAGCUCACCAGGCAGCAGACAUCACCAUGGCCCAGGAAACUAAUCAGAGCCCAGUUCCUAUGCUCUGUGCUAAUGGCUGUGGUUUCUAUGGCAACCCUAGGACUAAUGGCAUGUGCUCCGUGUGCCACAAGGAGCACCUGUCAAGACAGAACAAUGGAGGAGUCGGUUCUAUGAGUGUUAUGGGCAGCAGCAGUGGCCCCACAGCCGAGGCUUCUGCCAUCCAGAGGUUAGGGGCCACCUUGAAUAACGCUGCAGCUGCUGCCGUGGCUGCUGCAGAGGUGGCAGCUGAGGCCGCCGCGUCGGCUGAGGCUGCUGCCUCCGUGGCUUUCAGUGGGGUUUCAACUACCAGAUCUGUAACCCAACAGAUGACUGAGAUGAGUCUCUGCUGUGAGGAGAAAGGAGCGUCGGGGAGCAACGUGGAGCUCACAGAGCCAGUGUUGACUCAGCCCACGUUCUCAGCCUCUCAUCCCUCCGCGGCUGGCAGCAGGGAUUCCAAAGCCCCGGAGCCCCCAAAACCCAAGAAGAAUCGCUGCUCUAUGUGCCGCAAAAAGGUUGGCCUUACAGAACGUCCUUGCAUAAAAGAUCCCGCAAAAGGCAUCAGUUUCGACUGCCGCUGUGGGAAUCUGUUCUGUGGACUUCACCGUUACUCCGAUAAGCAUAACUGUCCGUACGACUACAAAGCGGAGGCUGCCGACAAGAUUCGCAAAGAGAACCCCGUGGUCGUUGCCGACAAGAUCCAGAGAAUAUGAAGAGGACGCCGUUUUACUUUUGAACACUGGGAGCGAUCGGCUUCAAAAGAAAAGGAAAAAAAAAUGGACUCAACCCCCAACCUUCUUCCUGAAGGACCUGUUUUUUUUUUUUUUUGUCGUUUGUUACACAUUCAAGACUUUUUCCCUAGUGCAUGAAAAGUUCACCUAUGUUUUUCAGCGUUCAUUCUUGUUUGUAUGAGUUUAUCACUUUUGGGAGGGUUGUUUGUGAGGAUGGGGGGGCGAGAUGCUGUUGUCGGCCAUGCAGGCUGUUUUGUGAUCCUCUGGAACUCUGCCUGGAAAGAGCUCGGACACCUGGGCCUGUUUGGACUCUCCGACUUUUUACUGCCGAUGGCUGAUGGCGCCAUCUCAGCCGUUGCUUGCUCUCUGCUGGCUUGAGUAGCAAAAUGGAUAUUGUCUUUUAUUUUUAUUUUUUUCAGUUUUUGGCCUCCACCUAACUCUGUGAGGUCAGAGUUUAACCCUCCUUACUUGUCAGACUUUGCGUCCCCGGUAAGUUUCAUCAACCUGAAAUGCUUCUCUGUGCCGCUGGAAUCUCAUCUACUCUGCCCACCCCCACGCCGCAACACACAGCUCCGACAUAUUGCUAAAGAGACUUUAAAAGAAGAGACUUUGUCACGAGCCCUUUUUUCUUGCUGGCUCACAUUCGUACCCUCCUGCUGUGUGUGUGUGUGUGUGUGUGUGUGUGUGUGUGUGUGUGCACGCGGCGCUAGAAACCCAACAUAGUUUGACAGUUUACUUGUUUCCUUCUGUUGAUCUCGGGCCGAAUGCUGUGACCCGCUCUGGAUGGCAGGCGUUUCCACUUCCUGCUUUUUUUAGGUCCGUUAAAAAAAAAACCAUCCGCUGAAGUCCCAGGAUGAUUCACGUCGCCUGGCAGUUUAAUGUUUGUUUUUCCAGAAAAGUGGUGUGUAUGCUGCUGUGUUUUGUUGUAUGACAAGUAGCCUAAACUUGUAUUAAUGUUUGCCUUUAGAAGGGUUUAGCUCCACUAAUAUUUUCAUCUUUUACUUCACUAUUGAAUGAUUUCCCUCUUCUUUUUUUUAAUUUUUUUUUUUUUAAAGAAAAUGUGAGCUGACAAAUUCACAAUAUUGGGAGUGUUGGACUGUUGCAUACUGUGUGUGUGUGUGUGUUUGCAGGAGUACAUGUGAACGGCUGGCGUGUGAGUAUCGUAUGAGGUGAAGUGGUUGUGUGCUGUGGUGACUUAGACCUGUGGUCGUAGGUUAUUAAUCAUUUUCAGUUUUUUGAUUUUUGGUCUGGCUGCUUAAUCGGAGUUUUUUUUUUUUU
Messenger RNA from Perca fluviatilis (European perch), 2417 nucleotides. Its product is annotated as AN1-type zinc finger protein 5-like. Lineage: Eukaryota; Metazoa; Chordata; Actinopteri; Perciformes; Percidae. Gene Ontology annotation, molecular function: DNA binding; zinc ion binding. Bases 399 to 1121 code for a protein of 240 amino acids. The transcript has 7 exons. The record is from RefSeq and is a predicted model, not a curated record.